Pocillopora verrucosa is the source of this 358-nucleotide messenger RNA. NCBI's taxonomy places the organism in Eukaryota, Metazoa, Cnidaria, Anthozoa, Scleractinia, Pocilloporidae. The record is from RefSeq and is a predicted model, not a curated record.
AUCAGUCUUCUUACAGUUGCUAUGGCUACAGGAAGAAGUUCAAUUAAAGUUCCAUGUGAAAAUGAAGACUUACCUGACAAAGAAAAUGCACCAGAUUUUGACGAGGACACUUUACGAGCCACAGCUGAUGUUUAUAGGAAUGAGGAUAAUGAGGCCUUCAAGAAAGGAGAUUUCAUCAAUACUAUUCAUUUUUACACCAAAGGAAUUAAAAUGAACCGCAACGAGAAAGAACUGAAGGCCAAACUGCACAACAACAGGGCUAUUGCACAUUCUAAACUUGGAAAUCACCAGGAUUCACUAAGGGACGCAAAAGCAGCCAUUAAGUUAAAUCCAACUUUCACUGGGGCAAUUGUGAGAG